UGAAAUGGAGGAGAUGGCACUGUUAUCGUUCAGUAAUGUGCCAGUGGGCAUGCGGUGUUAAGCUAUACUUGGAUGUCCUAGCUAUAAAAAGCUUUUGUGAAAACUGACCUACAGUACAAAUUUGGUUUGCUAUAUAUGAGGUUGCUGCCUACUGCAAAAGAGAGAAAAGCCUUCUGUAAUAUAUAUUUCACACCCUUCUUCGUGAAGAUGAGCAGAGAAGAUAUAUCUCUGUGUGCACUGAACCAGAAAUUGAACAGGGUGGAGAAUAAACUGCAGAGCAUUCAGGCUCAGUUUACUGUGCUAGAUUAUAGCAUGCAGAAAUUAUCAGAGAAAUUUGAAUUUCAAAGUACCACCCUGGAGAAUCAAAUGGACCAGAAUGAAAUGUGGGCAUCACUGUUGGAAGACAGAUUGACUUCUACUGAGGUAAACCUUUUAUACAGCUACACCUGUGAAACUAUUCAUUAUUUACGUUGUCAAGUACUAGAAAAACUACCAGAUCUGAUAGGAGCCCUUCCUACUUUGUCAUCCAUCCUGAGGAAGAAAGGCAAAAACCAUAGAAUUAGGUCUGCAUGGGAGUCGGUACUGGAGAGACUUGGACUGCAAGAAGGAAAAGUUAAAGCACUCUGUACCUUUUUCAUUGCACAUAGUUAUGAUGCUUGUUACUGCCCAGUUAAUCAAAGACAAAAUUGCUCCACUGGUAUCAGCUCGGUUAUUAGAAAAGUAGUGAAGAACCAGCUCCUUCAGGACAGUCUACUAAGUGCUAUCUCUCUGGUGAACAAUGGGAAAGCUGGUGUUUUCCAAGACCAAAAGGCACUUUCCCUCAAAUAAUAUUUUCUACAAGUAUUUAUAAGUUUGGUUCAAAUUUUGCUUCACAUGUGAAUUCACUGGUUUGCCUUCUGCAGGAGCCCUAAUAAUCCACCCUGUAUUUGGAGGGGGGGGGGGCGUGGAGUACAGAAUUGUUAUACAGAUCAUGAAGCUAAUGUACAUGAGAUGCUUUCAACGCACUAAAAAGGCUACAUAA
This is a messenger RNA of Heteronotia binoei (common prickly gecko), 1021 nucleotides long. It is a transcript of the gene SMCO1, whose product is annotated as single-pass membrane protein with coiled-coil domains 1. The record is from RefSeq and is a predicted model, not a curated record. NCBI's taxonomy places the organism in Eukaryota, Metazoa, Chordata, Lepidosauria, Squamata, Gekkonidae. The coding region runs from base 136 to 828 and encodes 230 amino acids. The transcript is spliced from 3 exons.